AUGAUGUUCCCCGGCCUCCUCGCGCCCCCCGCCGGGUACCCCAGCCUCCUGCGCCCCACACCCACCUUAACGCUGCCCCAGUCCCUGCAGUCGGCAUUUUCCGGGCAGUCGAGCUUCCUGGUCGAGGAUCUGAUCCGCAUCAGCCGCCCCCCAGCCUACCUGCCUCGCAGCGUACCCACGGCCAGCAUGUCGCCCCCUAGGCAGGGGGCCCCCACGAAUCUGACAGACACCGGGACCUCAGACCUGGGGAGUCCAGGUCCGGGAAGCCGGCGGGGUGGAUCACCGCAGACUGCUGUCUCCCCUGCCAACGAGCCCACGUUUCUGAAGUUUGGGGUGAACGCCAUUCUCUCCUCGGCGCCCAGAAACGAAGCAUCCCCCGCCUUGCUCCAGAGUGUCCCUCCCAAGACUUUCGCCUUUCCCUACUUUGAAGGCUCCUUCCAGCCUUUCAUCCGAUCUUCGUAUUUCCCAGCGUCCUCCAGCGUCGUGCCCAUCCCGGGGACCUUCUCCUGGCCUCUGGCCGCCCGGGGCAAGCCUCGCCGGGGCAUGCUGCGCCGCGCCGUGUUCUCCGACGUGCAGCGCAAGGCGCUGGAGAAGAUGUUCCAGAAGCAGAAGUACAUCAGCAAGCCCGACCGCAAGAAGCUGGCAGCCAAGUUGGGCUUGAAAGACUCACAGGUGAAAAUCUGGUUCCAGAACCGACGCAUGAAGUGGCGGAACUCCAAGGAGCGCGAACUCCUGUCUAGCGGGGGUUGCCGCGAGCAGACCCUUCCCACCAAACUCAAUCCGCACCCCGACCUCAGCGACGUGGGCCAGAAGGGCCAGGGGGACGACGAGGAGGAAGACGAGGGUCCAGGCAGCCCUCGCCACCGCACAGCCUAUCACACGCCCCCCGACUCUCGGCACCUGCGGGACCCGCGGCUACAAGGGCCGCCACCCCCUUCACCAGCGCACUCGAGCAGCCCAGGCAAACCUUCGGACUUCUCCGACUCCGAGGAGGAUGAGGAGGGCGAGGAGGAGGAGAUCACGGUGUCUUAG
This is a messenger RNA of Pteronotus mesoamericanus, 1032 nucleotides long. RefSeq names its product developing brain homeobox 1 (gene DBX1). NCBI's taxonomy places the organism in Eukaryota, Metazoa, Chordata, Mammalia, Chiroptera, Mormoopidae. Gene Ontology annotation, molecular function: DNA-binding transcription factor activity, RNA polymerase II-specific; DNA binding. Gene Ontology annotation, biological process: cell differentiation in spinal cord; regulation of transcription by RNA polymerase II. Bases 1 to 1032 code for a protein of 343 amino acids. The transcript is spliced from 4 exons. The record is from RefSeq and is a predicted model, not a curated record.